CAGAGAGAGAAAAGAGACGCAGAAAGAAGAAGAAAUUCCUAUACAAAGAGUUGAAGACUGAGAGAAGCACAAUUUAAACAGCUCUCUGUUUAAGCACAAAGGGAGAAGGAAUAGAAAAAUAAAGUCUUGCUGUUCGUGUUUAAGAGAGAAAACAGAGGAAUUGAGAAAGAAGAGAGGGUUUCUGUUGCUGUUGUUGUUGUUGUUGUUUAUCAUGAGAAACUUGUCAUGUUUUCUUCUAUGACAUAACAUGCAUGAAGAAGGAAGAGAAGAAUCAGAAAAUUUGUAAAUCAUUAUCAUCAAUGGAGCCGAAGUUUGUUUUACAGUGGGGAAACAAGAAGAGGUUAAGAUGUGUGAGAGUCAAGGACCCACAAAAGCUUUCACAGAAGCCAAACGGCGUAAUUGGCAGGAGAAUCACAAGAAUCGAUCGAUGUCUGGUCACUGCCUCCGACAAAGAAACCACAACCCGUCUCACUAGGAAUUCUGAGGCUGCAAUACUCCGGUUGGGCACAAAUGGCAACCGAAAAUCAUUGUCACCUGAGAAGGAAGAUAGGUACUACUCUACAAGAGCAUCAGUGGUCGGUGAUGAGAAUGGCAAGGUUCCUGUGGAUGCUAAUAAUGGAGAGGAAAAUAAAUUGGUUGUUUGGCCGAAGCUGUACAUUACUUUGUCAAACAAAGAAAAAGAGGAGGAUUUCUUAGCUAUGAAAGGGUGUAAGCCCCCUCAAAGGCCUAAAAAGAGAGCCAAGAUUAUUCAAAGAAGUUUACUUUUGGUAAGUCCUGGUGCUUGGUUGACUGAUAUGUGCCGAGAAAGGUAUGAAGUUAGGGAGAAGAAGAACUCUAAGAAGAAACCAAGAGGAUUGAAGGGCACAGGGAGUGUGGAAAGUGAUUCUGAAUGAGGAACGUUGGUUAUACAAGUUAUAGCAGCAGCAGCAGCUGCUGCUGCAGUGCCACUUUGCUUUGAAAAAUUUGGAAAUUUGCAUUGUGAUUUUUAUCAGAGAAAUGGAGGAGAUGACAGAAAAACACUCUACUGGUUUUGCUGUAUAUAAAGACAUUUGAUUUUUAUUAAUGAAAAGAUUUCUUUUGUUAUCUUCA
Molecule: messenger RNA, 1089 nt
Organism: Mangifera indica (mango)
Lineage: Eukaryota; Viridiplantae; Streptophyta; Magnoliopsida; Sapindales; Anacardiaceae
Exons: 5
Coding region: 252-893 (213 amino acids)
Source: RefSeq, a predicted model, not a curated record